Messenger RNA from Oldenlandia corymbosa var. corymbosa, 384 nucleotides. NCBI's taxonomy places the organism in Eukaryota, Viridiplantae, Streptophyta, Magnoliopsida, Gentianales, Rubiaceae. The record is from the annotation of a GenBank genome assembly.
AUGUUAAAUGCGCUAAGAUCACUAAAACCACCAUCCCCUGUUCCUGUUUUUUCACCAAAAAAUCCAUACAAUUUUACUAGCCGAAAUAAAACUUGUGGGAUUAGAUUUCAGCAAACUGCUGCAACUGGGAAUCAAGAAGAUAUGGAGAAGGAUCAAUCCCAAAUGAAGCAUCCAAGAGAAGAAAGUAUGGCUUCUUUUGGUGAAGGGUAUGCAACAAGGUCUGAUGAAGAAGGAUUUGGAGGGGUUUAUGGAGGAAAUCAAGAACUUCCCAAAAAGGAUGAAGAGAAACAUGUUCAUGAGAAAGUCCCUGAUUUUGAUACUAGCCAAGGGAGUGAAGUGAAAGAGAAGGAAAAAGCUCGUCACCAGAAGGAAUCAGCGACCUAA